This is a messenger RNA of Seminavis robusta, 7117 nucleotides long. NCBI's taxonomy places the organism in Eukaryota, Bacillariophyta, Bacillariophyceae, Naviculales, Naviculaceae. The record is from the annotation of a GenBank genome assembly.
GUACGUAGUACGUAAUCCUCAAGAUCGGGAUAUGGAAAGCCAACACGCACAGGGUGUGGGGCCUGUAGUCGUACGCUAUGGUAAGGUUCAUGCGUAAGCGAACUGAUGUUUGUCCGCAAGGAGUGAGGUACCUACCACGAAAGACAGGAGGGAGAAAAGAGUUCGGACCCCCUUGUUUCUUGCGUUGUGCCAUGGGCGCAAAGGGUAUUCAAGUCAUUGAAUGAGAGUGCAGCAAAGACACCGAAAUACCGAAAUCGCAAGCUCAGAAUUUCUCAUUGGCUUGACAAAAUCUACCAACGGAGAGCCUGAGAAAGUCGAAUCUAAAACGGAAUCGACCUUGGGUAUCGUCUUCAUUAUUGUUGGUAUUCUAAUACCGUUAUCAGGAGGCGUCCUACCCCAUUCAGCAAUAAUUGCUAAGAGCAAACGAUUGAAGCGUUUUGUUGGCGUCUAAAAGCACCGAAGAAUCUUUGGGUUAUUCCCUCAUUUUUCUCAAGAUGUCCGACGAUGCAGUAUCCGUCGAUGAAUCCGACUCUUCUGCCUUUAUGGAUGAAAUGGCAAGCUACCUGUACUUGACCAUUCGGCUGGUGGGAGCUCUGGUGGCUGUGUACUGUGGAAGUUUUGCAUCCAGCCAAUCGAGGCUCUUUUCUGGAUUGAACACUGCAGCACUGGCAGGAUUCUUAUCUUUCACCUUUUUGGAACCCCUUUUUGAGCCUGUUGGAUUGGAGCUGGCAAAGGUCGCACUAUGUGUCUUGGCUAUCAGUGGAGGAUUGGUUGGGCUGAGCUUGGGAGUUUUGCUUCCCACGGUUUUCCCAGGAGCGUGUUUCGGUGCCUCUCUGGCUUUAUUGAUUGGAUCUUUUGGAGUAGCGUCCGUGCCUCUCUACUUCCCCAUCGUGGGGGGUGGUCUUGCAUUGGCAUGUGCUAUUGCUUCGGUUCGAUGCUGCACCAAGUUUAUGGUUGUCUUUGCUAGUGUCCUAGAAGGAGGCGCUGUGGUAUGUGCCCUGGUUCUCAAAGCUGUACUGCCUCACAUCAUGGACGUUGCAAGAGGAUACCCCUACUAUCCCCAUGACGAUCAUGGCUCUUUUCCCUUUGGUCUACCCAUCCCCAGAGAAGUCGUGCUAGCCCUUGUAUGGGUCGCUGCAUCCUUGCUGGUAUUUGCAGCUAUUGUCCAUCGUGAUGGAAACUGCUCCUACUUGGAUAUCCGUGCCAUGUUCAGGCGGGGGUACAAGGCGGUUCCGACAUCGGAGGCAUCAAACGGCAGCAGGUCCAAACCGACUCUGCUUCGAGACCCACCUGCAGUCGCUCAUGAUGCAUACAACAUGUUUGACCCUGCUAAUCUGCCUCCUCGCCUCGCUGAAUACGCCAACAUGGUGUACUCAGCCUGUGAAGAUCUUGGUAACUUCUUUGGGUUCCAAGACUCUUCAGUACGCAACCAGGCAGAGCACUUGCUUAUCCUUCUCAGUAACAAUCGCCGUUACAUGAGCAGUCACAUCUUGCCUCCUUCUGUGCAACCACCAAGUCCCAUUCAUGCCUUACAUGCCAAGGUCUUCUCCAACUAUGUCAAGUGGUGUCGUGCUAUGGGUGUCCCUCCUCAUUUCUCCAAAAUGAAUACCUCCAUGAAUGCUCCACCAGCUGUCGCAAGCCGCGUGGUUGACCUGGUGCUGUUCUUUUGUAUCUGGGGCGAAGGAUCGAAUCUUCGUCACAUGCCCGAAUGCCUGUGGUUCUUGUACCAUAAGACAAUGGAAGAAUACAUCAAGAGCGAAGGUUACACUCAGACGAGGAGCUUGUAUGCUGGUCAUUUCCUGGACUUUGUGGUGACUCCGUUGUACGAGAUUUGUAGCAAUAACAUGAAGAAGAAUGCUGACCACCAGGACAAACGCAACUACGACGAUAUCAACGAAUUCUUCUGGUCCCGAAACUGCCUCAAGUACCACUACUCUACCGGUGACGCCAAGGAUAUGACCGAUAUCGAGGGAGAUGGCAACGUCCUUGGUCCUCUCCCGGGGGAAUCGUUGCCUCCUGUAGCCGAGGCUCUUGCCAAGGCACCAAAAACCUUCCUCGAGAAGCGUUCAUGGUUGCGUGGUAUGUUGGCAUUGAACCGAAUCUUGGAGUGGCACAUCGUCACCUUCUAUCUCCUGGCAGUCAUUGCCUUUGCGAGGGAGCUCGUUUGGGGAUGGGUGUAUUCUCUUCAGGUUGCCAGUGGCGUUUUUUGGAUAUUCAACGCUUUGCAUUUGUUCUGGGCUCUUCUGGAGGUUUGGAGCAGUUAUCCCGGGAUUCAUCUCUCUGGAACUGAAGUUUGUGGAUCUGUCUUUAUCCUGGUGGCACGUUUCUUGACGUUGGUGUAUCAAACGCUGUACAUCAUGUGGGCUUUCUCCCCGCAAAAGGGUGUUUACCUUGGAAUCGAGGCCGACACAACCUUCUGGUGGUGGCAGUACAUUUGGCUGUCUCUCCUCAUCAUGGUGCCGUACUGCAUCGAAACCCUCCUUCAAUUCUGGCCGUCGCUGACAACUGCGAUUUGCACAAGCCAAAACGACUACGUGCAGUCUUUCCUCAACAUGCUUUACCCUCUCAGUCGGCUCUACGUUGGCAAGGAAGUCCACGAGUCGGUUGGUCACUCUGCCGUGUACAUCAUCUACUGGCUGACGUUGAUGGCAUGGAAGUUGUUCUUCUCGUACAUUUUCGAGGUUUAUUCGAUGGUUCUGCCUUCGUUGGAGUUAACGGAUGACUACGUGAACUACCCGAACCAAAGCUUCAUGAAGAUGUUUGUGUUGCUCCUGAUGCGUUGGCUCCCCCAGUUCAUUGUCUAUCUUAUCGAUAUGAGCAUUUGGUAUGCUGCUUGGCAAGCGUUUGUGGGAACAUCAGUUGGAUUCUCCGAUCACCUUGGAGACGUCCGUUCCAUUGAUGACAUUCGGCAAAACUUUGGAAAGGCACCGGAAAACUUUUGUAAGAAAAUGCUGUCGCCAGAUGCUGGCAGUCGUCGUGGCUCGUCUGCAAGUUUCCUGGGAACUUCGUCUGGUAACAUGACCUCUGAAGGAAGUUCCUUGCUUGGAUCGGACCCGCAAAAGCUGCAGAGUUAUGUCAACAGGCUUCUUGAUGUGCGCAUCCAAAAGUGGGUCAUGUUCUCCGCUGCUUGGAAUGAAAUCAUUGACUACUUCCGACAAGAAGAUAUCGUGUCGAAUGAUGAAAGCGACAACCUGAAAUUUAGCCAAUUCGAUGGAUUCAGUCAAGCUAUUUAUCUACCAGUGUUCCAGACCGCAGGGGUUAUUGACGACGUCAUGUCUGAAUUGGAACGACCAAGUGAUGAAUACAAAGACCCAAAGACAGGCGUUGUCACGGACGAAAGCUUCUUCAAGCCGAUCAUCGAGCAUGUCACGAUGCAAACGGCCGUUUCAGAGGUGUGGGAACUUGGAUCAUUUCUUUUUGCCCAAGUCCUUGGACCAGUGCACAGUAGUGAUGUCAAUGCCAUCUCAAGCACUAUCAACAAGUGGAUGGAAAGCUCAAGUCUAACAUCUCACAUGAAGCUGGAAAAGAUGAGAACUGCCAUGAAACACUUCGUUGGUGCUGUGAUGACUCUGCAGAAGGGAAUUGGCAAAAGGAAACCGGCGUUGAAGCCCAGGUCGUCGACAAAAGGCGCAGGCAAGAAGCCAUACGACAUCGCACCGUUCUCCAAGGGCGGAGACCGCAGGUCAACUGGUAUGCGAAAAGUUGUAAGUGCAACUUCGCUGAACAGUCUCGAGGACGUCAAGCCCAGCUUGGAUAGGAUGGAACAAAAUCCAAACGUUGUCAGCAAGCAAGCCGAGAUCGACGCUCUGCGAGACCAGGUCCGAGAUAAGCUUCGCAACGUCACUCACGCUCUAAAAGGUCUGUUGAUCAGCACCGACUCGAACGAUGAGAGCAGGGAUGUUCUGGAUCGAUUGACUUUCCUCGGGUCCAUGGAGAAUGGUUUCUUCUGGGACGACCACUAUGCUUCGGACCAGCUCGAUGAUGUUUCGAAGAAUGUCACUUUCAAAGCAGUUUUGAAGAAGAUUCACGGGUUGCUAUGCAUGCACCCAGACGAGGCAGAGCCCAAGUCAAAGGAAGUUCGCCGACGCCUCACCUUCUUCGUCAACUCUCUUUUCAUGGACAUGCCAGAUGCACCAUCGAUCCAUGAUAUGUUCUCAUGGAAUGUUUUGACACCGUACUAUUCCGAAGAUGUCACCUACAGCAAGGCUGACCUUGAGAAACGAUCGGAUGCUCUUGGAGUAUCAACUUUGCUCUACCUGCAAACCUUGUUCCGCGCCGACUGGAAUAAUUUCCUGGAACGUUUGGGCAUCACCGAUGAAGAGAAGAUCUGGUCUAAGAAGUUCGUCGAGGAAACAAGACGAUGGGCAAGCAUCAGAGCUCAGACCUUGUCGAGGACUGUCAACGGUAUGAUGUACUGCGAAAAAGCGCUUCGUUUGCUGGCCAACUUGGAAAGGCUAGACGAAGACACAACCAACGACUUGAUGGGCGAGAAGUUCGGCUACGUUGUCUCGUGCCAAGUGUACGGUAACAUGAAGAGGAACCAAGAUCCGAAGGCAGACGACAUUGAGGCCCUGCUUCACCGUUUCCCGCACCUUCGCGUUGCUUACAUUGACAACAUUCGUAUCAACCGAGCUGGAGCAUCCGUGUUCUACUCUGUUCUUGUCAAGAGCGACUGCAAGGGAGGAAUCCAGGAAAUCUAUCGCGUGCGACUCCCUGGUAACCCCGUCAUCGGAGAGGGCAAGCCCGAGAAUCAGAACCACGCUAUGGUCUUCACCCGAGGUGAAUUCCUCCAGACAAUUGAUAUGAAUCAAGAGGGAUACUUUGAGGAGGCUCUGAAGAUGCGCAAUGUGCUGCAGGAAUUCGCCAAGAGGGAAGGCCCUCUCCCAACGACGAUUCUUGGUCUCAGAGAGCACAUCUUCACUGGAAGUGUGAGCUCCUUGGCUAACUACAUGGCUAUGCAGGAGAUGUCCUUCGUUACAUUAGGCCAGCGCGUUUUGACAAGGCCACUUCACAUUCGUCUUCAUUAUGGUCACCCUGAUGUAUUCGACAAGCUUUUCUUCAUUACACGAGGUGGAAUCAGUAAGAGUUCCAAGGGUAUCAAUCUUUCCGAGGAUAUCUUCGCUGGUUACAACAACACUAUUCGAGGUGGCACUGUUGGUUUCAAAGAGUACGUCCAAGUGGGCAAGGGCCGUGACGUUGGAAUGAGCCAGAUCUACAAGUUCGAGGCCAAGCUGAGUCAGGGCGCGGCCGAGCAGAGUCUUUCCAGGGAUGUUUAUCGAAUGUGUCACAGACUGGACUUCUUCCGUCUUCUCUCAUUCUAUUAUGGAGGCAUUGGACAUUACUUCUCGAACGUCCUUACAAUCUUGACCGUUUACGUUGUGGUCUAUCUGAUGGCAUUCUUGGCAAUCUUCCAACUGGAGAAGAUUGGAGACCGCGUGAUCACUCCUAUGGGAACUAUUCAAAUGCUGCUAGGGGGCCUCGGACUGCUGCAGACAAUUCCUUUGUUUGCGACUCUUGGCGUUGAGCGUGGAUGGAUCGCAAGUAUCCAGGAAAUUUUCUUCAUCUUUGUCACCGGUGGUCCUUUGCAUUUUAUGUUCCACAUCCAAACGAAGGCAACGUAUAUGGCACAGACGAUCCUUGUUGGCGGUGCAAAGUACCGUGCCACCGGGCGCGGUUUUGUCACACAGCACACACCUUUUGACGAACAGUAUCGGUUCUUUUCGUCAAGUCACUUGUAUCUUGGAGUUGAGCUCGCCGCAUGCCUUAUAUUGGUUGGCGUUUACACCCACGCAGGGCAGUACUUUGGAAGGACUUGGUCUCUGUGGCUUGCUUCUGCGUCCUUCCUUUGCAGUCCUUUCUGGUUCAACCCGCUUACAUUCGACUGGAACGUUGUUGUCAAUGAUUACAGUUUGUGGCUCAGGUGGAUGUACGGUACAUCCGGAGGAUCUCAGAGAAGCUGGUCGAUGUGGUGGAACGAAGAAAAUGCCUUUUACAAAAAGAUGCCUUUGCCAUCCAAGCUUCUCUUUUUCAUCAAAGCUUGCCUGUAUGGCUUGAUGGCUGAAGGUAUCCGCCGAUCGAGUCUUUUCAAGUCCGACAUCACAUUGAACAAGCCAUUGAUCUCCAUCGGAAACGUCUUGAUUUUCAUCAUUGGUGUCUUCAUCGUUGGGCGACUUUUCACCUACAAGGAGAGUUCGUUGCCCUAUCCAAUUCGCAGGACCAUUGGGAUUCUUCUGUUCUCCUUGAUGGUUGCUGGUGUUAUUACCCUCCUCCUUGAAGAUUCGAACUUCAUUCGCUAUGCCUUGGCAGCAUACUAUGCCAUCGGAGCAUUUUGUAUGUUGGGACUGUUGCUAGGUGUGAAGAUCGUCAAGAUCCCCUACAUGAUCCAUGAUCUCGUGUGCGGUCACAUCAUUUUCAUUCCUCUGUUCGUCCUUGCGGCUCUUCAGCUCCCUGGUCACAUCCAGACAUGGCUGCUUUACCACAAUGCCUUGUCCACUGACGUUGUUGUCAGCGACAUCCUGCGAUACGCCAGAAAGACUCAAGAAUCUGGUGGCGCAGAAGCUGAUGAAGAUCUGGCUGAACAAGUUGCCGAACUCAAGAAGAUUGUGCAGAGGCAAGAACAGCUACUUGCAAAUUCAGGAGUACUAGGAGGCGAUGCUACCGUUGAAGGCGUGGCUGAUAUCUUGGCGUCCCCCAAGUCCAUGGAGCCACAGGUUCAACCAAGCAUUCCUGCUGUCAGAACCACUACCGGCAGCGGCCGUUACGGUAGGGCAUUCAGUAUGUCGGGCAUCGAUGUCUGGGGAGAUAUGGCUCUCGGCGAUACCUCUGAGCUGCGUCAAGCAGCGAAUAUGGCUUCAGAUAAUGGCGCACAUGUCAAUGCGAUGCCUGCAACGAGCGCAGACGGCUUUUCUUUCACUCAACCGGAUAGGAUGCCUCCAAGGUAAACGAGCUUUGAAAGCUUGUUACCAGGACAAAAAAGUUUUUCUGGAACUGCUUCACCCCCCUUUCGUGUUUUGUGCCGCAAGUGAUUCUACUAGCUACUUUUUAGAAUUUGUAUGUUGCUAUCCAAGUCAAGUGUAUGGCUCGUAGCUAAAGUCUGUUUAAAUUCCAUUCAACUUAC